This is a messenger RNA of Nelumbo nucifera (sacred lotus), 739 nucleotides long. The record is from RefSeq and is a predicted model, not a curated record. Lineage: Eukaryota; Viridiplantae; Streptophyta; Magnoliopsida; Proteales; Nelumbonaceae.
CUCAACCUCUUAUAUAAACACCUCAUAUCCCCACCCAGAUUGCACAAAACAUCUUAGACCCAAAUCAAUAUCUUCAUAUCUGCCUCAUGGCGUACAGGUACAGAUCUUCUGCGUUUUUGGUGGCUUCGCUGUUUCUCUGUCUGUGUUGCUCUCUCAGUCUCAGGGCCGUUGUUGGAAUAAGAGACAUUGUAGGAGGAAGAACCGACGUCAAAAAUGUCAAGUGCAACCACGAGAUUCAAAAACUGGGGAGGUUUUCGGUGGAGGAAUUCAACAGAAGAAAGCAGCAGGAAGAAGUAGUGUUACUGCAUGGACAAGGCACGAGCAAUAGUGACGACGGUGAGCUGGUCUUCUCGGAGGUUGUAAUGGCGGAGAGACAAGUGGUGUCAGGUAUCAAUUACUACUUGCAUAUCGAAGCUUUACAGCAUGGAAUGACUAAGAGGUUUGAUGCUGUAGUAGCUGUGAAGCCAUGGCUACCGUCUAAGCAGCUGCUUGCCUUCUCUCCUUCCACCAAUUACACCAAAUAGUUUUGGUUAUUAUAAGUGUAAAGCAUGAUCGCGCAGGCGCGAUAUAUAUAUAUAUAUAUAUAUGUUUAAUCUUCUCUGCGAUUUAGGGCUUUUGUAUGGUCGUUUAUUAAUUGCUUUUCCUUUUGGGAAACGGAGAGGUUGAUGUUAAUGUGAUGAGUGUAGUCUUGUGAAUGUUUUUUCUUAUAGUAAUAAUAAAACUUAUAAAAUAUUUGAUA